GGCGGGCGGGGGGCGGUUCAUCGCGGCGCACGUCCGCCCGCCCGACGGGAAAUUCCCCCUGAAAAGGGCGCAGCCCGUGGAGGGGUUCGGCUCUGUCUGUGUGUCCGCCCGUCCGACCGAUCCACCGACCGACCGACCGACCGAGGUGUGCGGGGCCGGGGCGCGGAGCCCCGCGGCGGCAGUGCGCCGGAGCUGUCAGCAUGGCGGGUGGCCCUGAGCCCUACAUUGAAAUAUUUGAGCAACCCAGGCAAAGGGGCAUGCGUUUCAGAUACAAAUGUGAGGGAAGAUCAGCAGGCAGCAUUCCAGGAGAACACAGUACUGAAAACAAUAAGACAUUCCCUUCCAUACAGAUUCUGAACUAUUUUGGAAAAGUCAAAAUAAGAACUACAUUGGUAACGAAGAAUGAACCCUACAAGCCACAUCCUCAUGACCUGGUUGGGAAAGACUGCAGAGAUGGCUACUACGAAGCAGAGUUCGGGCCAGAGCGGCGAGUCCUGUCUUUUCAGAAUUUGGGCAUUCAGUGUGUGAAGAAGAAAGACCUGAAGGAAUCAAUUUCUUUACGAAUCUCCAAGAAGAUCAACCCUUUCAAUGUGCCUGAAGAACAGCUCCACAACAUCGAUGAGUACGACCUCAACGUGGUCCGCCUCUGCUUCCAAGCUUUCCUCCCCGACGAACACGGCAACUACACCUUAGCUCUUCCUCCUUUGAUUUCCAACCCCAUCUAUGACAACAGAGCUCCCAACACCGCAGAACUGAGGAUUUGUCGUGUGAACAAGAACUGUGGAAGUGUAAAGGGAGGAGAUGAAAUAUUUCUGCUGUGUGACAAAGUUCAGAAAGAUGAUAUCGAAGUCAGAUUCGUCUUGGACAACUGGGAGGCCAAAGGUUCCUUCUCCCAAGCUGAUGUUCACCGUCAGGUUGCGAUUGUGUUCAGAACGCCGCCGUUCCUCAGAGACAUCACCGAGCCCGUCACGGUGAAGAUGCAGCUGAGGAGACCGUCAGACCAGGAAGUCAGUGAACCCAUGGAUUUCAGAUACCUACCAGAUGAGAAGGAUCCAUAUGGCAACAAAGCAAAGAGGCAGAGAUCAACGCUGGCUUUGCAAAAGCUCAUAAAGGACUGUGGAUCAAGUGUGUCAGAGAGGCCCAAAGUGGCUCCGUUCCCUGGUGUCCCUCCUGAAGGGAAGAUGAUUAAGAAAGAACCAAACAUGUUUUCCUCCUCACUGCUGAUGCCAGGGUUGGGAGCCUUGGACAACUCUAGUCAGAUCUACCCUGUGUGCAACCAGAUGCCCCAUGCACUGGCGCAGGUGGCGCCGGGGAAGCAAGACACGCUGUCCUCGUGCUGGCCGCUGUACAGCACCCCGAAUGCAGCGGGCAGCCUGCUCGGGGCACACACACAGAACAGCUUUGGGGCAGACUUGUCCCAGCCUGGUGCCCAGGGCAGCGGCUCCCUCCCAGCUUUCCAUGACAACGCUCUGACCUGGUCUGAUGAGAAGGAUUCGGGCUUCUACCGGAAUUUCAGCAGCACGAACGGGCUGGGCACGGUGUCGGUGUCAGGGGCAGACAUGCAGAGUGUGUCCAGUAACAGCAUCGCUCACCCGGCUCAUUCCUCCAGCAUCUCCACCACCGGCAUCGUCAACAUGGAGACCGACGACAUGACCUGCACCAGUAUGAACUUUGACAAGUACAACUCUGUGUUGAACACGAGCAAUCCCAGGCAGCAGCUCCACGCCGUGCCUCCAGCCUGCCCGUCCGGAGCAGCCCCGGGCAGCAUGCCCUUCAACCCGCAGCCUAACUUAGCCGACCCAGCAGUUUACAGUUUUAUAGACCAAGAAGUUUUGAGUGAAUCAAGACUCUCCACCAACCCCAUCCCAAACCCUCCAAGUAGCAUUGCAGAUAACCAGUACUAUGACACCGAUGGUGUCCACGCUGAUGAGCUCUAUCAGUCUUUCCAAUUUGAUAGCCUAUUACAGAGCUUUAACCAUUGAGCUGUCGGGCUGGCAGCGGGUACAUAGAGCUUUUCAGAUGCCUAGCUGUCUGAAGAAGAGUAACUUACUCUUCUGGAGUCCCUGCUUUCUCUUUCAGAAUGUUGCUCUGCAAGUUUCAUGAUCUAUAACUUCAGGUUAUAAAUUACAGCCCAAAGAGUGGUGCCCAUAAAAGAAAGAGAGGUGGGAGUAGGGUUUGGGGUUCUGUACCUUAAAAGUACCUUGUAUACUUAUUUUUACGCUGUUGGAAAAGGGAACUGUUAACACUUUAAUCUUCCUUACCUUUAGGGAUUGCAAAAGCUGGUGUCUUCAGAAGGGUUAAAAUUUCAAAUGCUUCACAGGGUUAAAAUUGGUUGAAAAAGAACCUUUUUUUUUUUUUGCCAGGGAAAUAAAUUUUAUUAGGACAGAAAUUAGGGCAAAAAACCUGCACAAGGGCACUCUAGUUCAGACUCACCUAACCCUGUUCAAGUUGGACUCGACUUAACUUGAAAGGUUUAGGUUUCUUACCCUCUUCCAUAUAAAAUGUUCUUCUCACCAUCAUCACGCAUUGAUAUAUUUCUUUUUUUUUUUUUUACAGUUUCACCACACUCCAUUUGCUUUGAAGGCAAAUUUACUCUUAAAAUCUUUUUAAUGACUAUGUCAUUGUUAGAUGUAUUUUUAAAAGACCGGAAGGUUUGAGUUUUUAAAGAGUCCAGCUCUGUUGUAAAUGAAUCACUGCACAAAAGAACGAACAGCAAGUUUUUUUGUGCACAUUGUCAUUUUGAACUGUGGAAAUCUGUUGGGCCGGAGCAUCUCCCUGUUCUUUUCCUCAGGUAUCGUGGCAGUUUCCUGCUAUGCAAGUGACUGCCUAAAAAGAAGGCUCACAUCCUGCCUCCCCACCAUAAGACAGCUUUUGGGGCAGAGCUGGAGGCAGUCCUAGUAACAACUCAUGGCCACUGCAGUCAGUGCUAAGUGAAAACGCUCCUCUAUGCUCUGUGUCAGAAACCAGAACUUCCUCCCUUCCACUCGAUUCCCAGUCUUCCUUCUUAGCCUGAGUUGCGAGAUGUUCAGUGACAGCUCAUGUGGAUGUAACUGGCUAGGUAGGACACUCUGCAUCAUAGGGCUUUGCUGGUUUAUUAUUAAUACUAUUAUUAUCUUUUAAGCAGCAAUACAGCAUGAAAUACUUGAGUAUUUCUUAAUUUAUACAGCUGUUUGGUAUGGCAGAUAAGGCUUACGAAGCUCACUGUUACUGUUUGGCAAUGUAGAACUGCACCAUGGAAAUAAAAAAAAGCACAAUGAUAUAUAAACCCCCCCCAAAACCACAAUCCCAGCACACACAACUAUUGACAUUAAUAGUUGUACACAAGGCAGAAAGGAACUCCAAAAAGCCCCCGUGGUUUAUAGGAAAGCAAUGACUCCUUAACUGCAGGAAUUCAUUGCGCUCAAAGCAACAAGGUGCUGCCACUGGAACGCAUUACACCAAUUCCAUGGGUUUGAUGGAAUAUGCUCCUUAGACAAGGUGUAGGAUAGAUAAAGUUUGGAAAACUGCUUCCCCUAACUCCAGGCACACGACGCAAGGAAUUCACUCUCUGUGUUUUAAAGCCAUUUUUCCUCACCUCUGUGUAGCUCCUCUGCAGUCGUAAGUAAUAGAAAGACCAAAGAAAUACAAAGAAAGCUUGAAAUGUGUUUAUUCAGUUCUUUUUUUUUUUUUGAAGUUCUCAAUUUUAAGUAUAUUAAAUGUAAACAUUUUACUCACUUCAUAGAAAGCUCUUUAUAGUACAGUUUGUUUUUACUGUGUAAUUAAAUAUUUUCAAAGUUCUGUUUUCCUUUGUAAACGAGUCAGUUUGGUAAUUAAAAAACUGGUUAUACCAA
Strigops habroptila (Kakapo) is the source of this 3830-nucleotide messenger RNA. It is a transcript of the gene REL, whose product is annotated as REL proto-oncogene, NF-kB subunit. Gene Ontology annotation, molecular function: DNA-binding transcription factor activity, RNA polymerase II-specific; RNA polymerase II cis-regulatory region sequence-specific DNA binding. Gene Ontology annotation, biological process: non-canonical NF-kappaB signal transduction; regulation of transcription by RNA polymerase II; cellular response to stress. The transcript is spliced from 10 exons. The coding region runs from base 201 to 1982 and encodes 593 amino acids. The record is from RefSeq and is a predicted model, not a curated record. NCBI's taxonomy places the organism in Eukaryota, Metazoa, Chordata, Aves, Psittaciformes, Psittacidae. Gene Ontology annotation, cellular component: cytoplasm.